Molossus molossus (Pallas's mastiff bat) is the source of this 1472-nucleotide messenger RNA. It is a transcript of the gene SLC25A15, whose product is annotated as solute carrier family 25 member 15. Gene Ontology annotation, molecular function: L-ornithine transmembrane transporter activity. The record is from RefSeq and is a predicted model, not a curated record. The transcript has 7 exons. Gene Ontology annotation, biological process: mitochondrial L-ornithine transmembrane transport. Lineage: Eukaryota; Metazoa; Chordata; Mammalia; Chiroptera; Molossidae. Bases 124 to 1029 code for a protein of 301 amino acids.
AGGCGAUUGCAGGCGGCCGGAGGCCGAGCAGGACGCGGCCCAUUGGCGCGGCGGGAUAUGAACAACCCAUCAUAAGCUUCACAGAGUUGCCUUCCACAGAGCCCAGCAGAGGAGUGGGUAAAGAUGAAGUCCAAUCCUGCCAUUCAAGCUGCCAUCGACCUCACAGCAGGGGCCGCAGGGGGCACAGCGUGUGUGCUGACCGGGCAGCCCUUUGACACGAUGAAAGUGAAGAUGCAGACAUUCCCUGACCUGUACAGGGGCCUCACCGAUUGCUGCCUGAAGACGUACUCCCAGGUGGGCUUCCGGGGUUUCUACAAGGGGACCAGCCCAGCGCUCAUCGCCAACAUUGCAGAGAACUCUGUCCUCUUCAUGUGCUACGGCUUCUGCCAGCAGGUGGUGCGGAAGGUGAUGGGAUUGGACAAGCAGGCAAAGCUGAGUGAUCUGCAGAACGCGGCUGCCGGCUCCUUUGCCUCUGCAUUUGCUGCGCUGGUGCUCUGCCCCACUGAGCUUGUGAAGUGCCGGCUACAGACCAUGUACGAAAUGGAGACAUCAGGAAAGAUAGCCAAAAGCCAGAAUACAGUUUGGUCUGUAGUGAAGAGCAUCCUUAGAAAGGACGGCCCAUUGGGCUUCUACCACGGACUCUCAAGCACUUUACUUCGAGAAGUACCAGGCUAUUUCUUCUUUUUCGGUGGCUAUGAACAGAGUCGAUCGUUUUUUGCGUCAGGGAGAUCAAAAGAUGAACUAGGCCCUGUCCCUUUGAUGUUAAGUGGUGGAGUUGGUGGAAUUUGCCUCUGGCUUGCUGUUUACCCAGUGGAUUGUAUCAAGUCUAGAAUUCAAGUUCUUUCCAUGUCUGGAAAACAGGCAGGAUUUAUUGGAACCUGUAUAAGUGUUGUGAAAAAUGAAGGAAUAAUGGCCUUAUAUUCUGGACUGAAACCUACUAUGAUCCGAGCGUUCCCUGCCAAUGGGGCACUAUUUUUGGCCUAUGAAUACAGCAGGAAGUUGAUGAUGAGCCAAUUUGAAGCAGACUGAUGUGUUCUAGUGAACCUGGAUCCAAGUACACGUGUUUGAGGACUAUAGGCCAUCUCAGGGUUUUAUGGAGUACAAGACCAAUGUAGAAUUAUUUUGAUUUCAGAGCAUUUUGUUGUCUUCCAUUUUUCUACCCUAAAUCUUAAACUUUAUGGAAGAACCUCAAUUUUACGUCAUUUAAUUUCUGCCCAUAAUUGUAUUGCAGUAGAAAAGUUGCUGCUCUUGUUUUUGGUAGGAUAUACAGGGUGAGUCUCUGGCCCUCUGUGCCUAAUCUGAAAAGUUAAACAUAAUUAUAUCAGGGAUUUUGCAUAAACUUGUACAUGUACAUGCAGUUCGGAUGGUUGUGUGUUGUGAAGCACAAUUUGUUCCGUGUUUAAUCUCAGAUCACACCAGAGAAACCCAGAGGUAACCAUAUUUCAUGAAGAUGGUUAUGAUUACUUAACCCA